GUCCUAUCCUACGUGGCCCAAUUGGAAGACCUUCCCCCAGGAUGGGAAGACCUGGAGGCCAGAUGCAUGAAGAACUUGGUGCGCUGCCCAGGGAACGGCCCCCUUAUUAAUGUUGCUGCCAUACUUGGAUUUGACGAGGAUGCCGAAGUCUUCGCCAGCGCGUCAUUCAUGGCCAAGGCAGCGAAAUUCCGGAUCGUCGCCAGGGAGGCCGGCUCCACGGGCGGGCUAUGGAUUGCGGCGCGGUCGCAGGCACUCCGCUGGCUGGAGAGAAACUCUGACAAUAUAAUCCGGGUGGCACAGUGGCGGCCAUGAUUUGACGGCAGCAUUCUCCACACCUUGUCGCGCGCAGUUGAGGACCUCAGCACUCACGGCAUUUCUGCCGCCUCCCUGGAACACCAUCUGGGCGGACCUCGGCCGUGGACGAGGCCUGCAGCGCGCCGGGUGCAGCGCGGGCUGCAGAGAGCCGCUGUGCGGGCACAGCUCGACACGUUGCCCCCAGAACCGCCGAGUUACAGCCAAUCCUUCGGCGAGUGGCUGACCGCUGGCGGCUCAACGUGCUCCCCGGCCGACGGGUCGCACUGUUUGUGGCCGCAGUGUCCUGGUUGCGCGGGCGCUCACAACCGAGGGUGGUCGCAGCCAUGCCUCGCACAUUCACUAUCUGCUGGAUGUCGGAGACGGAUGCAGAACCGCCACGCUCAAUGCAUGACGGGGUGCGACCAAGAAGAUUCGAUCCAGCACUACGCCACGUACCCGCACAUCAUGGCGUUCGGCGCGUCAAAUCUAUGGAUCCAGCCGCUGUCGCCGGAUGAUCGCUUAGCCGGCUUCCUGGGCGUCCUGCGCGCGAAGUUGGACGAACACCAACAUGAAGUGCUGCGACGGGCCCUGCUGACGACGGCCGCGUAUAAGCUGAACGGCUGGUGGCGACACCAGCCUGGCCCGCGCAUGGGGCUGGCAUCGAUGCUCCGUGCUUUGCGGAUCCAGCUCAGGGAAGUGAUGGCGGCCGACUGGAACCAACACAACGGCCCCGUCGAGGAUGAGUUGUAGGGUGCCACGGGUCCGCAUGGGCGGCCGAUUUUGUUUUAGCUGCUUUGUGGUCUCUCCUCCUGCUCCUCCGCUUCUUCCUCCUCCUCCUCCUCUGCCCGCCGGCCCCCGGCCACCUAGCCGCGGCGCGCUUUUUCGGGAACGCCCAGGGUGGCACAUUUCCGCAGGACGCAGCGAGUGGGCGAGCGUACGCCUCCCCUGAGGGCCGCUUUUGCGGGAACCGUUUUCCGGUCACCUGGGGGCCGCUUGGGCGGGAAACGUUUUCCGGUCACCUGAGGGCCGCUUAGGCGGGACCGUUUUCCGGUCAUCUGAGGGCCGCUUGGGCCCUCCUUUUCUUUCUCUCUCUUUCUCUCUCUCUCUCUCUCUCGUCGUCAUCCCUCCUCCUUCCCCUGGCAUGCGAAUGGUCCCGCGUCCUGGCCGGGCGGAGGUAUGGCCCCGCGGUUCCGCGGGCGCCGUCCCGCCUCCGGACGCUUCGAGUGGGCGAGCGUUCGCCUCCCCUGCCUCUUCGUCGUCCUCGUCGUCCUCGUCCGUCUCGUCGUCCUCCCUCUUCUUCCCCUUUGCAUGCGAAUGAUCUCGCGUCCUGGCCAGGCGGAGGUAUGGCCCCGCGGUUCCGCGGGCGCCGUCCCGCCGCCGGACGCCUCGAGUGGGCGAGCGUUCGCCUCCCCUGCCUCUUCGUCGUCCUUCCCUCCCUCGUCUGCUCCCCCGCCCGUUCCCCAAGCUUGGGAAUUGGCGAUUUUCGCCGUCUGCGUGUGCGCGCGGCGCACGCCCACGGUGUUGCUACCGCGGUCGGCCAACCCCAGGGCCCCGACGCUCUGGGUUUGCCUCAUCUGCCGUGCUUUGGCCUGCGUGCCCACUCCGCCAAAGGGCGUUGGGUCCUGGAUGCACCUUUCCC
Molecule: messenger RNA, 1933 nt
Organism: Prorocentrum cordatum
Lineage: Eukaryota; Dinophyceae; Prorocentrales; Prorocentraceae
Source: the annotation of a GenBank genome assembly